Acinonyx jubatus (cheetah) is the source of this 3528-nucleotide messenger RNA. RefSeq names its product ribosomal protein S6 kinase related (gene RSKR). The coding region runs from base 240 to 1454 and encodes 404 amino acids. The transcript is spliced from 12 exons. Lineage: Eukaryota; Metazoa; Chordata; Mammalia; Carnivora; Felidae. The record is from RefSeq and is a predicted model, not a curated record. Gene Ontology annotation, molecular function: ATP binding; protein kinase activity. Gene Ontology annotation, biological process: protein phosphorylation.
UGACACUGGCCCCUUGCUGAUAGGUCUCUGCACAUUUUAGUUCUGGCUAUAAGCUUAUUCAUAACUGGGGUGGGCAGAUAGGAUUUGAGGAUGAGUGGGGUUUGGCUGCAUCCACUUGCAUCUCUAGUCAUGAAUAGCAGGGAAGAGGCGGGGCUCAUGUGUAAUGUAGCAUCAGGGGGAGGAAUCGCUUAUGUAACUGGGACAACAGAUUUAGCAGGUAGAGGAGGCAGAGGCUUUGGAUGGGAACAGUAAGCUGUCGGCAGGGGCAACAUGCCCGGGUGGUUGCUUCUCAUAAGCAGGGUGGCAACAUCCAGGGUCCCUGGGUCCGAGGCUGGAAGAGCCUCUGGUCAGGUGUGGGAACUACCAGGUCAGGUCUGGAAGAGCUGUGGGGACUACGGGGGCAUCAGUGCCUACACCAGGAGCCCCUGGAGCCGACCCCGUUGCUAAUAGAGAAGCCUCUGUCUGAGUGGCCAGUGCCUCAGUUCGUCAACCUUUUUCUGCCGGAGUUUCCCAUUAGGCCUCUUACAGGGCAUCACCAGCUGAAGAUUUUAGGACUUGUGGCUAAAGGCUCCUUUGGAACAGUCUUCAAGGUGCUAGAUUGUGACCAGAAAGCAGUAUUUGCAGUGAAGGUGGUGUCCAAGGUAAAGGUCCUACAGAGGGACAUCCUGAGGCAGUGCAAAGAGGAGGUUAGCAUCCAGCGACAGAUCAACCAUCCUUUUGUACACGGUUUGGGGGACAGCUGGCAGGGAAAACGACACCUCUUCAUUAUGUGCAGCUACUGCAGUACAGAUCUGUGCUCCCUGUGGUCCUCUGUCGGCUGCUUGACUGAGGCUUCCAUCCGCCUCUUUGCUGCUGAACUGGUUCUGGUGCUGUGCUAUCUCCAUGAUUUGGGCAUCAUCCACCGAGAUGUGAAGAUGGAGAAUAUCCUUCUGGAUGAACGAGGCCAUGUGAAACUGACAGACUUUGGUUUGUCCCGCCACCUGCCCCAGGGAGCCCGAGCCUAUACUAUCUGUGGCACCCUUCAGUACAUGGCCCCAGAGGUCCUGAGUGGAGGGCCUUACAACCAUGCUGCUGACUGGUGGUCCCUGGGUGUCUUGCUUUUCUGUCUGGCAACUGGGAAGUUCCCAGUGGCUGCAGAGAGGGAUCAUGUGGCCAUGUUGGCAAGUGUGACACACUAUGAUUCUGAGGUCCCAGCUUCUCUUAACCAGGGGCUCUCACUCCUGCUCCAUGAGCUCUUAUGCCAGAAUCCCCUCCACCGUCUACGUUAUUUGCAUCACUUCCAGGUCCACCCUUUCUUUCGGGGUGUGGCCUUUGACCCAGAGCUCCUACAGAAGCAGCCAGUGAACUUUGUCAUGGAGACACAAGCUACCCAGCCCAGUCCAUCGGAGUCCAUGCUUUUCAAGAACUUUGACUGUAACCUGGAGUCCUACCUGGUCCAUCCCAGCCUUGCUUGAGCCCCUCUACUGUAGAUUGGGGCCUGAGAACCCAAGGAUCUCCUCCACUGCCAACUCAGUAUGACCACUUUGAUGAUCUUGUUUGUUUUUACUCUGUAGCCUCUUACUAUUCUGUUCUUCUACUUGUUGGACCAGAGUUCAAAUCUUGUGCAUUCUGCUAUUGGCAGCCACAAUUGGCCCUACCCCUCCCUACUCCCUAAUACAACUCACCUCUCAAUUCAACAUCUCGGAUCAGUGUUGACCUUUUCCUUCGCUGCAUUUCUCCAAUGCUCAUACCCUGAAGCUUUCAACCAGAGGCUUAUUCUACUUUUCCCUUUCCUUGUUUCUCUGCCGUAUUUCCUUUCUUGAGAAGUAACACUUCAUGGAGUCUCAAGGUGCUGUUUAUGUGUUUUAUAGGUUUCUCAGAAGUAGUAUGAAUGUUUUUCAAAAGUCUCAAAAGCUGGCAUUUUAACCCCUAAAUAUGUAGCUAAAACAUGUGAUCUGGGGGCUCAAAGCCAGUCUGUGAUAAAUCUAAUGUUUAAAAAUUUCAAAAGUGAAUCUAAUAGCCUAAAUGUGAGGAAUAAGAACUGAAAUAUGGAUGGGUUAAAUGUCUUUUCUAGGGCUAAUUGGAACAGCUAUUGAAUUUUUUUUCCAAAACAAAGUCUCCUUGGAAGACACAAGGAUUAUUAAACUGAGUAUUUCCCUAGAUGACCUGGGAUUCAGUUUCUGAUGGGCAAACCAAGGGAUUAAGAGGCAUGACAUCAGCCUUAAGAUCUAAGGUUAGAGAUGUACUUCAAAAACCUUUCCUUUUUUGUUUUUUAAAUGUAUAUUUUUUAAUGUUUGCUUUUGAGAGAGAGACAGAGCGUGAGCAGGGGAGGGGCAGAGAGAGAGGGAGACAUAGAAUCCGAAGCAGGCUCCAGGCUCUGAGCUGUCAGGACAGAGUCACAUGUGGGGCUCGAACUCACAAACCGUGAGAUCAUGACCUGAGCCAAAGUCGGACACUUAACUGACUGAGCCACCCAGGUGCCCCUCCUUUUUAUUUAAAAAAAAAAAAAUGUUUAUUUUUGAGAGAGAGAGAGAAGGAGAGCAUGCAGGGGUGGGGCAGAGAGAGAAAGAAGAGAGAAUUCCAAGUAGGCUCCACACUGUCCCUGCAGAGCCUGAUGCAGGGCUCAAAGUCACAAACCAGGAGAUCAUGACCUGAGCCGAAAUCAAGAGUUGGAUACUUAACCAACUAAGCCACCCAGGCACCCUGAACCUUUUUCUUUAGUAAGGAAAGUCAUCUGGACCUUUAAUUUUAUACAUUUCUGGCAUUUAUAACUUGUUUUCAUUUUUCUAAACUUCUCAAAACCUUCAUUUAAAACAAUUUUUUUUUUUAAACUCUGUUUAUUGAAGUAAUCUCUACACCCACUGUGGGGCUCGAACUCAACCCCAAGACCUAGAGUCACAUGCCUUUCGGACCAAGCCAGCCAGGCACCCCUCAAAACCUUCAUUUUAUUAUCCUUCAGUUAUAUUUGAUCUCUCUUUACAAACCAAAGAGAGUCUGGAAAGUACUCUGUGUACUUGUGUUUAUUAAUUCUGUCCCUGGAUUAAGCCAGAUUUUCCCUGUAUAGCUGGCAUUUUAUUGGCCUCUGCAGAAUUGCUUUUUCUGGAUUGUACUUCGGCAAUCCGUAGGAAAAUCCCUGUGAAAUUUAAUAGCUGUGGCUAUUGUAAAGGGUGUUUAUCAUUACAAUUCAUAAUGUUCUGUUUAAGGAUGCAUGGGAAAAAUUUCCUCUGAAUUCAGCUGUGCUUUUCCUGAAUUGCUGUUUGAUUUUACCUUAAAGACAUUAAAUAUUCAACUGACUGUAAUUUUUUCUUCAUAUCAGUGCUAUGCCACUUAGAGCCUAAUUUGUGGUCCAUUUCCAGCAAGUGUUUAGGACUUCACAUCGUAUAUUUUGUAUGCUAGCCACAUUCUUGGUUCCAUCUUCCUUUCCUAUCUUUAUUUUCCUUAUUUUCAUUUUUCUGUUUUAAUCUUUUUUUCUUACUGUAUUAUCUGCAUCUUUGUAAGCCUUUUUUGGAAUGAGAUUGGGAUAUAAAUGAAUAAAUAAAUGUAACAGUA